Plectropomus leopardus (leopard coralgrouper) is the source of this 453-nucleotide messenger RNA. Lineage: Eukaryota; Metazoa; Chordata; Actinopteri; Perciformes; Serranidae. The record is from RefSeq and is a predicted model, not a curated record.
AUGUCCAACAGCCUGUUCCAGCACGCGGACAUGUCCAACAACCUGUUCCAGCACGCUGAAAUCUGGAUGAAAAAGAGUCCGUCUGCACGCGCUCAGUCGCUCUACGCUCUGGCGAAGGGCCUGGAGGCAAAGAGGCGGGACUUAGCUGUGUCCAUCAAUGCUCAGACCGGACUCUCAUUGGACGAGGCUGAUAAGGAGGUGGAGCUGAGCAUCGCCCGGCUCAGCGAUUGGGCGGCUUACUGCGACAAAGUCCGAGGAGGAACUCCGUCUCUGCCUCAGACCGGCUCGGCUCUCUCCUUACCUGAAGCGCUGGGGGUCGUUGGGGUCGUCCUCCCCGACAGGUGUCCCCUCCUCUCUGUGGUAACACUUCUCGGGGCGGCUGUCGCCACGGGCAACGCUGUCGUUAUGGUCCCCAGUGAGAAGUUUCCACUGCCUGCCCUGGCUUUCAUUCAG